This is a messenger RNA of Iphiclides podalirius (scarce swallowtail), 888 nucleotides long. The record is from the annotation of a GenBank genome assembly. NCBI's taxonomy places the organism in Eukaryota, Metazoa, Arthropoda, Insecta, Lepidoptera, Papilionidae.
AUGCUGAAUGCACAUGAGGAUCCUGAUGCUGAUCUUACAAUAUCAUAUAUAUUAGAAAAAUGUCAACAAAUACUAUCUCAAAAUUUUAGUACACAUCCACCAUGUCAUAUGAAAACAAUUAGAAAAUGCUAUAAUAAUUUCUUAACAUCUGCAAUGGAUUUAAAAACUAACACUUUUACAAACAGAUCUCAAUUUGGUUGUGAAAAUGGCAUUGUUAAAUAUUGCAUGAAUAGAUUAGAAUAUGAAAUCAGCUCAGAGAGCAAAGAUGAACCUUUAGUUGAUAAGUAUGAGAAUAUUCCAGAAGAAAUGUUACAAGGUGUCACAGGCUUACAUUGGCAAAAAGAAAAAUUUGAAAUAUUUGAAGCAUUAGAUAGAAAUAACAGAAUUAAGAGGCUAAUGUAUGUUCUUGAGAGUCUUAUAGAACUGUUACAGUUUGACUUGGCCAUAUGGCUAUCUCGAUAUAGUUGUAAUUCAGGUUCACAAAUAAUGAGGUCACAACGACCACUCAUGGCUUUUAUCCUGUGGUCUGACAAUAUACUGUACACUGGAGCUGUGAAUAAUAAUUGUAGACAAAUUCUUAGAAUAUUUGCAUACCUAGUACAUCUUCAAUAUCCAGAAGAGCACAUAAGGAUUAUGACUAUUUGGAUUAAUACCAUAGUGCAAACUUUUUAUAUAUGUGAAAAUAAUUCUAAUAGUGACUACCCAAAUACAGGAAAAUAUUGUGGUGCUUUCGCAAAAGAAUUUGACAAAAUUAUUAAAGAUUUACCUCAAGAAUCUAUUUAUAGAAUAUUAGAAAGGAUACAACCAACUUACAUGCAGUAUCUCAUGGGAAUUUUGCAUUUAAAAUCAGUAAUACCUACAGUGGAAGAUGAUAUAAUUAAAAUUAAC